UCAACACGGCCACACCCUAUAUGCUGGCCUGUACCUAGUUCCGUGACAGAAACUGGCCGACGUCACACCAGUCAAGCGUGUGAAAAUAGGACCUGUAGUGGGCAGGUUCUACCUCCCAGAAGACUGGUUUGUAGGAGAACUUUGUGAAUACUGCAGCUAACAGGUGCAUGGGAGGAGACUGAGAGGUAAGAUCCUGACCAGAUAUCUUGGAACAAGGCUACAUCUUUAAGAUGGCUACAACUGCAGCUGCAACCGCAGCUGCAACGACUGCAGCCGCUACAAAUGCUGCUACAAAUGCCGCUACGACCCUCGCCGCCGCCGCCACCACCUCAUCCGUGUCGGGUUGGUACAUCGACUGGCUGAACUUCGACCCCCUGCGGGACCACUUCACCAUCGGGUUCCUGAUCGUCCUGGCAGUGUUCGUGGGCGCGAUAGCCAUCAUGUUCACCAUCUGCUUCAUCUACACGUUCUUCGGCUGCUGUGCCUCCUGCUGCAAGUGCUGCUGCUGUUGUUGUAAUGGGAAGAAGAAGGGGAGGAAACACGGCAGCAAGGUGGACGUGGAGCUGGACAAUGUAUAGAGCAGCAGGCCUUGGGUGGGACAUUGAACCACUUGCCUUUAUGUUGCCCAAGAUUUAUUCACAAUGGAUUAUCCAUUCCAAAGAAAGCACACAUAAAAAUGACCUGAAGUAAGCUUGAUGUAUGUGUAUAUAUUGGACAGAUUUUCUAUAUCCUGAGUAUCAUGUAGUGUCACAGUUGUUUUUGUGACAGAUUAAACUGGUACACCUAUGUUAAAUACAGGAAUGCUAUCCUUCCAAAUCUGCAAGUGAGCAUAUUUUUUUUGCCAUAGACACAUACAGUGAAGAAAAAUAUCAUUGUGCUGAUUGACACUGACUAGUCCUUUUUACAAUAUCUAAACUUUGACACAGAAUAAUUCAUGCAUUUCUAAUGUAAAGCAAUGGAGCUUUUUGCUUAAUCGUCCCAGGAAAAGACUUGUAAUGUCAAGUAUGAGCAGCCAAAGACACACAAAUCUUCUCCUGUCUUUGUGAUUAUGCAAAUGUUUGUAAACUUUCCUUUAUUUCAUAAUUUUGAUUUUCAGAUGAUAUAUGUUAGUAGAAAACCUAGAGAUUAUGUGUAAAUAUUGUGUGAAUCUCGAGGCCCGGAUGGACUCGACUUAAGCAGUAAGUAAGCAGAAUCUUACCUAUGCCUUAAAGUAGGCACCCCUUUAUGGAAUCCUAUAUUGUGGCUCCAAAGACUGUGCCAAGUAUAUCCCAGAUCAUAACCUACUAAAACAUAAUGUUCAAGACACAACUAAUUCUAAUACUGAAAAACAGACAAUAGAGCAUAAUAAUCAUCUUUUAAAAUUUCAUAAAACAUUUAACCUCAUGACUAAUAUUAAUUGUAUACGUAUUAAAGAAAUAGACCUCCUCCUUACUAGCAGUCUUUCUCAAUUCCAUUCUGAAAAAACACUGCUUGUAAAAGACUUGAAAGUGAACCAAAAAGCUUCAUUACAACCAAUUUAUACAAUUGUGACUGACAAUCUGCUAGUAUUAGAUUCCUUUUAUGGUUGUAUAGAUGUAUCCCCAUGUAAGUGGCAUUUCUUUGCAUAUCAUAUUUUUGUUUUAAGUUGAAUUUGCUGCAAAAUGUUGUCUUGUGUUGUGACUGACCAUAGCUAUGCACGUGAGCGUUUGUGUACAUAUGUUUAUUAGUGUUGUGUGAAAACUUCUACCCUUUGUUUUCCCUUACUGUUAUAAGAAGAAAUAACUUUCUUUUGUUUGACUGAUAUCCAAACAAUUAAAGAUCAUAGGAAUUCUGACAAUGGAACGUGAAAUGAUCUGUUCUGAUAUGAAACAUGAUAUAAAGUUGAGGCUUUGUUUGAUGUUGGCAAGAUGAAAGUACAGACUUUACCAUACAUUUCUACAUCCUGCUUCUAUAUGUAAGUGACAUUUGCACUGUAUUCCACGGCAUGUUUUCAUUUUAUUUUCAUCAUUUACCACAACAUCUUUCACUAUAAAAAAAUGAUCAUGGUAGAAAAGCCAUUAGUCCUCCUGUCAUACUCUAUGUAAAUACUUGAAACAAUCAUGGACAGAAGAGAUGUGUACAUCUAUGACCAAAACAACUAUUCUUCAUGAACUUUGUACCUCUGUAUUUUCUACAAUAAACAGAAAAUAGGAAGCUUA
This is a messenger RNA of Branchiostoma floridae (Florida lancelet), 2177 nucleotides long. RefSeq lists its product as uncharacterized. The transcript is spliced from 2 exons. The record is from RefSeq and is a predicted model, not a curated record. Bases 231 to 578 code for a protein of 115 amino acids. Lineage: Eukaryota; Metazoa; Chordata; Leptocardii; Amphioxiformes; Branchiostomatidae.